Kalmanozyma brasiliensis GHG001 is the source of this 2046-nucleotide messenger RNA. Its product is annotated as Protein-tyrosine phosphatase, active site. Gene Ontology annotation, biological process: phosphatidylinositol dephosphorylation; regulation of phosphatidylinositol 3-kinase/protein kinase B signal transduction; protein dephosphorylation. The transcript has a single exon. The coding region runs from base 1 to 2046 and encodes 681 amino acids. Gene Ontology annotation, molecular function: protein tyrosine phosphatase activity; phosphatidylinositol-3,4,5-trisphosphate 3-phosphatase activity. NCBI's taxonomy places the organism in Eukaryota, Fungi, Basidiomycota, Ustilaginomycetes, Ustilaginales. The record is from RefSeq and is a predicted model, not a curated record. Gene Ontology annotation, cellular component: cytosol; plasma membrane; nucleus.
AUGACUUCGAUCGCACGUCGCAUCGUCAGCGGCCAGAAGGCGCGCUUCCAGGAUCCCGUCCUCGACCUCGACCUAGACCUCACAUACGUCACAGAUCAUCUCAUCAUCAUGGGCUUCCCAGCCUCCGGCGUGGCAUCUCUCUACCGCAACAAGCGCUCUGACGUACGUCGCUUCCUAGACAAGCGCCACGACGACCUGUACCGCGUCUACAACUUCUGUCCCGUCACCGAGAACUCGUACGACGCCGACGAGUUCUACGGCCGGGUUUCGCGCUACCCUUUCCCAGAUCAUCACGUUCCGCCGCUCAGCUUGAUCCCGCUCUUCGUCGCGGACAUCACCGAGUACCUCGAGUCUGAUCCCGAUGCGACGGCGGUGAUCCACUGCAAGGCGGGCAAAGGUCGCUCCGGCACCAUGACGUGCUGCUAUCUUGUCUCGCUUCCCUACCUACCGACGCCGCCGACCAGUCUCAAGAACUACAGCAAGAUGAAGCGUCCGCCGGCUCAGGCUACAUCCGCGACUCCACCUCUAGCUACCAUCGCCUCCGCAGAUGGGCGACCGAACGACACUCAAGCUUCAGCCUCGACGCAAACGCAGGGACACCUACUUCCCCCAUCCAACAGCCUUCAGAUCCCCUCGUCAGCCCACUCCGCCAUCUCAUCCGCAGACUCGUCCUUCGACCAACCACCCGUCAACGGCACCCUUCGUCGUCGUCCCUCGCUCACGCCAGACCAGAGCAUCAUCCGCAACGACGACCACAACCCCGAAAACGAGAUGGCGCAGAUCUCCUCGCGUCUUCAAACGAUCUUUGACCUGCACACCUCUCGUCGUAUGAAGCCGCAGUCGACCAAGCAGGCGUCGCGUCAACCGACGGGCCUGGCUCCCAGUGCGCGCUCCACGCCUGCUAGUUCCAGUUCAACCUCGCUGCACGCGCUAGGCGCUGGUCCAGCCGGUCGCAGCUGUGACGCUUUCUCUUCGACAGGCCUGAGCCGGGCUACUUCAGCCAGUAGCUCCUCGGUGGCACUCAACGCCAAUACGGAGGAUCACUCUGACACGCGUCGGCCGAAGAUGGGCGUUUCGAUCCCGUCCCAACGUCGGUGGGUGGGUUACUGGACGCGCAUGCUGGCGGGCCGAGAUGCGCGGUUGUCCAUGACAUCCGUUCAACGACAGCCACGUCGGCAGAUCCGCAUCGUGCGCAUCAGCAUCGAUCGUCGCGGCUCCUCUUCCGCUGGCAAGACGCAGGGGUGGGUAGAGGGACUCGUCCCGCACUCCGACUCGCUUUCCGUCCAACUGGUCCGGUACGACGAUGCGCUCGUAGACCGAUUGGAGGGGUGGGAGCGACACGCGCGAAGACGAGCCAAGGCGUUCGGCAAACACGACCCCUCCGGUCUAGCAGGCGAUCUCGAUGUGGAGGAGCAAAAGCAGAGGGCGCACCUGAAAACGUUGCGUCGCCAAGCGAGUCAGACCCAGUGUUGGGAUGGACGGAAGUUUGGUGGCGAACAUGAGGGUAAGAUCGGCAAUUGGGGGGUAUGUGUCAAAGCUGAGGCGGAACGAGCUAGGACGUUCGAGUGGCACGAUGACGGGCGGCAGCUUAAUCAUUUUGCGCUGUGGAGCGAGAGCAGAGCUCGGACUGCCAACGAGAAUGGGUGGAGAUACACCUUCGAACCCCCUCCCUCGGAAAGGAAGCAGUCGGCCGAUUCGGGCUACCACUCGCAGCAAUCGGACGACACCACUCCCCCUUCGUCCACCUCGUACCUCCCCCAGGGCGUGGACGUGGGCGACGUGCUCGACGCCGAUCGCGAGGUGUGCGUCAAGGUGCUCGUAGGAAGGACGGGGAGCAAGCACGCCAAGUUGCCGGAUAUCGCCAGUGCAGGAUGGUGCUGGUUCAUCCCGAGCUUUGAGGAUCCACUGGCGGAUGGUGGCGUCAAGGUCGGGAGUAGGACAGUGGUGAGAUUCGGGAAGGACGAGAUCGAUUUCAGGAAGGAGCCGCUAGGACUGGUUGGGGUGGAGGUCGAGUGGGAGUGGGUCAGCGUUGGGGUUGAGGAGUAG